AUGGAUCCCAUGGAGAGCAUGUCCAAGUCGGGAGGCGCUUUGCCAACCGAUUUCGAUGCCGAGAACGCUCAAAACAUGGAAGACAUGGAGAAACAAUUUGCUGUCAAAGUCGUACAGCACAUGCAAACUUAUUGGUCUAUUCUUGAAAAAGUCAAAGGAUCAACCCUGCGCUUGACAAAAAUGGACGACGAAAUCUACGACCACCUCAAAGAAGCAUUCCCCGAGUUCGACCCCGCCGCAACCAUAGAUGAGGACGAAAUGAAGAGCAAGGAUGGCAAGCAACGCUGGAGGAGUUUCAUGAUGGCCUACGAGAAGAAGAUUGACGAUUACAACUUUGGUACCAUGGUGCGGAACAAUUCCAAGGUUGAAUACGAGGAGGAUACUACCAUAUUCGUUCCGCGGAUGCAAUUCUAUGCCAUUGAGAUUGCGAGAAACAAACAAGGACUUAAUGACUGGAUCUUUGACCAAGCCGAGAAGGGCAAAGCAAAGUAA
Messenger RNA from Ustilaginoidea virens, 492 nucleotides. RefSeq lists its product as uncharacterized. Gene Ontology annotation, cellular component: cytoplasm. Bases 1 to 492 code for a protein of 163 amino acids. The transcript has 5 exons. The record is from RefSeq and is a predicted model, not a curated record. NCBI's taxonomy places the organism in Eukaryota, Fungi, Ascomycota, Sordariomycetes, Hypocreales, Clavicipitaceae.